Messenger RNA from Austrofundulus limnaeus, 3416 nucleotides. RefSeq names its product ATPase secretory pathway Ca2+ transporting 1 (gene atp2c1). Gene Ontology annotation, biological process: calcium ion transport. The record is from RefSeq and is a predicted model, not a curated record. The coding region runs from base 20 to 2854 and encodes 944 amino acids. Lineage: Eukaryota; Metazoa; Chordata; Actinopteri; Cyprinodontiformes; Rivulidae. Gene Ontology annotation, molecular function: ATP hydrolysis activity; P-type calcium transporter activity; ATP binding. Gene Ontology annotation, cellular component: membrane. The transcript has 27 exons.
GCCGCGCCGCCCCUCGCUAAUGAAGCUAACAUGGUGGACUCUGUUCUCUCCUGGAGGGAAGCUCCUCGGUGGGAUUCUGCGGAAGAUGCUCAAGAACCGGAAGCUCUUGCUUUCCGAGAGCCAGCCCUGCAGUGAAGAUGAGAACAUGGUCCCAGUACUAACGUCCAGAAAAGCCAGUGAACUCNAGCUGACACACCAUCAUGAGGUCUGGUGUUUUCAGGCUGACCUGCAGCAGGGUCUGACCCAGGAGGAGGUGGACCGCAGGAGGAAGUACCACGGCUGGAACGAGUUUGACAUCAGCGAGGACGAGCCGCUAUGGAAGAAAUACAUCCUACAGUUCAAAGAUCCUCUCAUCCUCCUGCUGCUGGCCUCAGCCGUCAUCAGCAUCAUCAUGCACCAGUUCGAUGACGCCAUCAGCAUCACGGUGGCCAUCAUCAUCGUGGUGACGGUCGCCUUCGUUCAGGAGUAUCGCUCAGAGAAGUCUUUAGAAGAGCUCGGGAAGCUGGUUCCUCCAGAAUGCCACUGCAUCAGGGAUGGACACCAGGUGCACAUGUUGGCCCGGGAACUGGUUCCUGGUGACACCGUGUGCCUGUCGGUGGGGGAGCGGGUCCCUGCAGACCUCCGUCUGUUUGAGGCCAGCGACCUCUCUGUGGACGAGUCCAGUUUGACGGGGGAGACCACCCCCAGCUCCAAAUCCACGUCCCACCAGCCGGCAGCCUCCAACGGAGACAUCUCGUCCCGCAGCAACAUCGCCUUCAUGGGGACGCUGGUCCGCUACGGCAAGGCCAAGGGCAUCGUCAUCGGGACCGGAGAGGACUCAGAGUUUGGAGAGAUUUUUAAAAUGAUGCAAGCUGAAGAGUCUCCUAAAACGCCUCUGCAGAAGAGCAUGGACCUGCUGGGAAAGCAGCUGUCUCUUUACUCCUUCUGCAUCAUAGGUGUCAUCAUGCUGGUGGGAUGGCUGCAGGGGAAGAGCCUCCUGGACAUGUUCACCAUCGGGGUCAGUCUGGCUGUUGCUGCCAUCCCAGAGGGCUUGCCCAUCGUGGUGACGGUGACGCUGGCGCUUGGUGUGAUGAGGAUGGCGCAAAAGAGAGCCAUCGUCAAGAAGCUCCCCAUCGUAGAGACCCUGGGAUGCUGUAACGUCAUCUGUUCAGACAAAACAGGAACUCUGACCAAGAAUGAGAUGACCGUCACUCAGAUUUUCACAUCAGAUGGGAUCCAUGCCAAGGUGACAGGCGUCGGCUACAACGGGAUGGGAGAAGUAUUACUGGAGGGAGAUGUCAUACAUGGCUUCUCCUGCCCUUCAAUCAGUAAAAUUGUGGAGGUCGGCUGUGUGUGUAACGACUCGCUCAUCAGGAACCACAACCUGCUGGGACGUCCCACUGAGGGUGCGCUCAUCGCCCUCGCCAUGAAGAUGGGUCUGGAGGGCGUGCAGCAGGAGUACGUGCGUCUGGAGGAGCAUCCCUUCUCGUCGGAGCAGAAGUGGAUGGCUGUUCGUUGUGUUCAUCGCACUCAGCAGGAUAAAACUCCAGUUUACUUCCUGAAGGGAGCGUAUGAACAGGUGAUCCGCUUCUGCAGCUCCUACCACAGCAGAGGACACACACUUCCUCUGAACCAACAGCAGAGGGAGCUCUACACACAGCAGAUCAGCUACAUGGGCUCCUCCGGACUCAGAGUUCUGGCGUUCGCCUCAGGACCUUCGAUGGGGAACCUGACCUUCCUGGGUCUGGUGGGCAUCAUUGACCCCCCCAAGGAAGGAGUCAAAGAGGCCGUGGCUACACUCAUCGAGUCCGGCGUCGCCAUCAAGAUGAUCACCGGAGACUCCCAGGAGACCGCCAUGUCCAUCGCCAGCCGUCUGGGGCUGUACUCCAAAGGGAGCCAGUGUUUGUCAGGAGAAGAAGUGGACCAUCUGGACCUGCAGCAGCUGUCCAUGCUGGUCCCCAGAAUAUCUGUGUUUUAUCGAGCCAGCCCCAGACACAAGCUGAAGAUCGUCAAGUCGCUCCAGAACCUCGGCGCCGUGGUGGCCAUGACGGGGGACGGUGUGAACGACGCCGUGGCUCUGAAAGCGGCCGACAUCGGCGUGGCGAUGGGCCAGACGGGCACCGACGUCUGCAAGGAGGCGGCCGACAUGAUCCUGGUGGACGACGACUUCCAGACCAUCAUGUCGGCCAUCGAGGAAGGAAAAGGAAUUUACAACAACAUCAGAAACUUUGUGUGUUUCCAGCUGAGCACGAGCAUCGCGGCGCUGACGCUUAUCUCCCUGGCUACACUGAUGAACUUCCCCAAUCCGCUGAACGCCAUGCAGAUCCUGUGGAUCAACAUCAUCAUGGACGGCCCGCCCGCUCAGAGUUUGGGGGUGGAGCCUGUGGACAAAGACGUGAUCAGGAAGCCUCCUCGUAACGUGAAGGACAGCAUCAUCACCCGCAGCCUGAUCCUUAAAGUCCUGGUCUCAGCCGUCGUCAUUGUCUGCGGGACGCUCUUUGUCUUCUGGAGAGAGUUACAGGACAACAUGAUCACUCCUCGAGACACCACCAUGACCUUCACCUGCUUCGUCUUCUUCGACAUGUUCAACGCUCUUAGCUCACGCUCUCAGACCCGGAUGGUCCAUGAGAUGGGUCUCUGCAGUAACAGGACCUUCUGUUACGCAGUGCUGGCCUCCAUCAUGGGACAGCUGCUGGUCAUCUACUUCCCUCCUCUGCAGAACGUCUUCCAGACUGAGGGCCUCAGCAUCUUCGACCUGCUGUUCCUGGUCAGCCUCACGUCGUCUGUCUGCAUCGUGGCAGAGGUCAUUAAGAAGGUGGAGCGUCUGAAGGGCUCAGAGAAGAGGCCCCCCUCUGACUCCUCCCUUCACGUAUGACACCUCCCCCUCCAUGUGUGACCCCUCCCCUCCAGUUUGGAGGAAGAGGAUGAUGAAGGUGGGAGGAUGUCACCUGAUGGCACUGACUCUUUCAGACUACAACAAAAUGGGAUUUUCCUGCUCUCCAGUCUGGGACUGGGAGGUCCACUUGGGAUUAUACUGAAGGACUGGACUGAGUUUGUCAGAUCCAUCAAAGCGAGUCCAGUUCCUGGUCCUUUAGGAUGGAUCAGACUUUACAGACUUGUUUAUUCUCCUGGGUUUAGAUGUGGGAUGAAGCUGAGCUACUCUUUGUUUUACUUCCUUUUUACUGCUGAAGGUGGAGCUUUAUUCUUCUGACACUGGUUUAUGACCAGAUGUGUAGGUCCCACCUCUGCUGAGGGUCAGAGACGGUCAGGGUUAGGACCAGAGAUGGUCAGGGUUAGGACCAGUGAUGGUCAGGGUUAGGACCAGUGAUGGUCAGGGUUAGGACCAGAGAUGGAGGUGUAGUGGUUCUUCACAGCAGUGAACCUGCCAGGCUUCAGCUUCAGUUUUUAUUUCUGUUUCUUUUUAUUGUAAAGGAACA